UUAAUAGUUAUAAUAAUAAUCAUUGUGAAAUAUUUGCUAUUUUUAUAUAAUAAUAAAUUUGGUUUUCCCUCUAGUCUGUGGAAGGACGUCAGGUUCAGGAAAUAGUAUCAUCUAUUUUUCAUACCCUUCUUUUUCACAGAACUUUGGGAAAGUGUCAUUUCAAGAAUGAAGGCAAUAACUACACUGUUCGUACGAUGAAUUUUGAAGAUGUAACUUGUGACUUUGUUGAUUUUACUUAUGUACGCUGUGCUUCGGAAGAGUUAGAUAAUUAUGUGUCUAGGGAAAUCAAUUCAUUUUGUGCUGCCCUAAGAAGUCAAGAAGGUCCUUAUAGUGGUCAGAUUUCCCUUGAAUUCUAUCAGAAAAAAAGAACACACUGGCCUUUUCCACCGGAGUGCUCACCGUGGGAAGUCUGGACUCUGAAAGUGAAUGUUAUAUGCUUACCAAAUGAACAUGAGAGACAAGUAUACCGUGAAAAAAUGGGUGAUGUAUUAGCAGAAAAAGUGUUUGACAUAGUUUCAGCUAUGAACAAGUAUGAUUUUGUUCCAAAAAUUCCUAGUCAAGCUGAUAUUGAUUUAUAUUUUGAUACUUCAUAUACUGAUGUUCAACCAUAUUUAUUUAAGAUUUCACAUGAAACAUCAGGACCCACAAAUCCUUCAGUAGGAGCAGCAGUUCGUAGGUUAAUUAAAGAUACUCUAGCACUUUAAGAUGUGAAUAAAAAUAUGAUUUAUUGUGUGUAUUUUGCUGUUUGUAAAUAGGAUGCUUUUUCUAAAUGUGUUACUUAUUUUAAAUCAUACAUUUGUUGACAUCUGUAAAUGUAUAACCUUUUCUUUAGGUUGUAAUGGAGUUCCAGUGUGAUAAUUGUUUCGAACAUUACAUUAUGAAUAAUCUCACAAGAUUGUUUGAUAAGUUUAUAUAUUUUAUGAAUAAUAAAGCUACUUGUAUUUAGUUUCAGGUUAAUAUAAAUGCCUUUUCACUCUUGAUAAUGACAGUUUGAGAUAUCUAAAAAGCUUAUUAAUUUUUGGUAAAUGUUGGUAAAAAAUUCUGGAUGUUUUAAUUAAUCAAAUUUUGGAACAUCUGAAGUGUUCUUUUCAUAUUUAUUUCAAUUUUAAGUGCCUAAUAAAACCUUUUCCUCAUGCUUUAAUAUCUGUAGUGUUGAAAAUAUUUGUAUAAUAAUAACAGUAUCAAUAUAAUUAAAUGAAUUAUGAAAUUCUAGGAUAUCAAAUAAUUAAUUAUAUUGUAGUAGGGAAUUUACAAAAAAUUGAAGCACUUAAAUAUAUUAAAAUCAUAUAUGUAGUUAGUGCAAUUAAAAUUUGCAGUACUUAUCAAAAAUAAGAUUUAAAAAAAUCAUUAAUUAUAAUGGGUAAUAAAAAAUGUAGUUUUAUAAAUAGAUAUUAGCUUAAUAUUAAGUUCAUGUAAUAUUGCAGGCCUGUUUUCAUAUGCAUUAUGCAGUUGAAUUCUUUUAUUAAAUUUUAUAUUCCAGAAUAUGAUUCAAUGUUCUUAAAUGUUAAGCAUUAAUAGAAUCUCAAUAUCAGUUAUUUAGUGACCUAGUGAAAAUUUACAUAAUAAGCCAUGUUGUCAAUGAAAUGAUAAAUUAAAUAUAAUAGCAAAAUUAAUAACCAUUAUAUCAGAGUGAUCUAUGUUUGGGAUACACAGAUCUGUUGUUAUCAUUUUUGCAUAAAAGAUUAAAGUAGCCUAAAAACUUGCACUGUUGCAAAAAUCUGAAUUGAUUAUUUAUAUUAUUAGCAGCAUAGCUUUCAUCAAAUUUCUAAGAUGCUUUUUUGGCUUUCUUCAUGUGCUUACUGUUAAUCAUGAGAACUACUCUCAGCAGUAUAUUUACAAUAAGGCAGUCACUACAAUAACAGACCUUAUACAUUUCAAAUAAGCAUGGGUCAGAUGUUUUGUUAUUGGCAAAUAUUGCCCAUAGGAAAAAUAAAGCAAUUUUUAACAAAUAUAUUUUUAAUAAAAAUACAUAAAGCAAAAAGCAUGUAUUACCAUCUCAUCAUUAAAUGCAUCAAGAAGGUAAACUUAAAUGUAUUUUUUCAAGACACUCCUAUAAAAAAUGAGUUAGGGCUUGUUUCUGUGGCCACAGAUAGCUGCAGACAUUCUGCUGAGAAGUGUUCUUGUGGUAAGACAGUAUACUGGAAUAGGAAAAGCAAUGCAGGUACAAUUUACAUGACAAAACUAUGUGUAUGACAAAAGUAAUUUAUGCUGCUAUUUUAAAAUGAUGGUCUUAUUCGCACAAAAUUGCAUACUGGCUCAUAAAUAAUUAACUUUAAAAAUUUUUCUCUGUGUAUGUAAAUGCUGAAAUGAUAUGUAUAGUCUAGUAUUAAGGAUUCUGACAACUGUACCAUUUCUUAUCUUAAUCACCUUGUCUAGUCCUUUUUUAUAUGAAUUUUCUUUGCAUGCUUAUAUUUCACAUCUGCUAUUAGAAUACCCCCUCUGAUAGGCAGUAUAAUUAAAAAAAAAAAAAAAAAAGUACUAAAAUAAAUAUUUUUCAGCGUUUUAUGUAUUAUAUCAUUUUACCCUUUAGAUCCAAUUUUCUGUAUUACCUUCUUUAUAACAAAUUUUGAAAGCAUUGAGAAAUCUUUGUUCAAAAGACAAAAUAAUAUUUAUUCAUGCCAUUUGAUAACUAGAAAGUUAUAAAAAUGUCAUAAAAUAAUAAAAAAAGUACACAAA
Stegodyphus dumicola is the source of this 2676-nucleotide messenger RNA. RefSeq names its product autophagy-related protein 101 (gene Atg101). Gene Ontology annotation, molecular function: protein kinase binding. Gene Ontology annotation, biological process: autophagy; autophagosome assembly. The record is from RefSeq and is a predicted model, not a curated record. Lineage: Eukaryota; Metazoa; Arthropoda; Arachnida; Araneae; Eresidae. Gene Ontology annotation, cellular component: Atg1/ULK1 kinase complex; phagophore assembly site.